Molecule: messenger RNA, 1399 nt
Organism: Saccostrea cuccullata (small rock oyster)
Lineage: Eukaryota; Metazoa; Mollusca; Bivalvia; Ostreida; Ostreidae
Product: estradiol 17-beta-dehydrogenase 8-like
Exons: 7
Coding region: 1-705 (234 amino acids)
Molecular function (GO): oxidoreductase activity, acting on the CH-OH group of donors, NAD or NADP as acceptor
Source: RefSeq, a predicted model, not a curated record
AUGGGAGAGCAUCGUACAUUGGCCAUGGUUUGCGACGAUGGAGGGAACAAGACUAGCCUAUUUGUUUACAUACGGCAGUACCACUGGUUAACGGUGAUCCUGAUAAAUUUGGACCGUGGUGAUCAUCAGAAAUACCCAUGUGAUGUAUCAAACUCUGCCUCUGUCAAUGAUCUAGUAAAUAAAAUUAAGGAGAGGUAUUCCUCAGCACCACAUGUAGUUGUGAACUCGGCUGGCAUCACUCGAGACAGGACAAUGAUGAAACUCACAGAGGAGGACUUUGACAAAGUAAUAGAUGUUAAUCUCAAGGGAACUUGGUUAUUAAACAGGGCAGUAGGAAAGGCAAUGUUGGCAGACAAAGUUCCUGGCUCUAUUGUCAACAUAUCAAGUCUUGUGGGAAAGACAGGAAAUAUAGGACAAACCAAUUAUGCUGCCUCAAAAGCUGGAGUGAUAGGGCUCACUAAGUCCAUGGCCAAAGAAAUGGGAAAGUUUAACAUUAGAGUGAAUGCUGUUUUACCUGGGUUUAUCGAGACCCCUAUGACUGAUGUUGUCCCUGAACAUCUCAUACAAAUGACCAAAAUGUUGAUUCCACUUGGGCGCCUUGGUAACCCAGAAGAAAUAGCAAAUACUUGUGCCUUCCUAGCAUCAGACAAGAGUAGUUAUAUAACUGGUGCAACAAUUGAAGUUACGGGUGGCCUAUUCAUGUAAUUAGGAGUAAGAACUGCAGAUUAGAUGUGAUUGUCUGUGAUAAAAAAGAAUUGCCAGAAUUAGAUACAGGAACAGUGAACUAGGAUGAUACAAGUACAUUUGUGACACUAUGCAGAGUACAUAUAAAUUAAUUGCUAUUCAGAGAGGACUAGUUCUGCCUCAAGAUACACUUCCUUUGAAGCAGUUGACUGUUAGUCAAGUUGGGGGUGAUCUUGUACUGGGAUGCUGCUGUAUGAAGUAGGAAUCCUUAUCUCUGCCAGAAAUUUUAUGGAGGAAUAUGGAUUUGGGUCCUUCUUGGCAGGCUUCUUGGUAACUGAAGGAAGAAAAAAAUCUAAGUAAUUUUACUGAAGAUACAUGAACAUAGCUAGGACACAUGAUUGUAGAUCAAUACUAUUACUGUGUAUAAGACUUGUUACCAACUGCCCACAAAAAUAUGUCUGGUUGUUCAAGUGUAUGGCAGAUGAGGCAAAACUGAACCUUUUUAUGGACUUUAACAACCCAUUGUAUUUCUGUUGGGAGUUGGUAGCAAACUUAUCAAGUGUUUUGCUUUGUUGAGGAUCAACAAUUGUUUAACUUAUAUUGAAAUCCAAAUUUUGCUACUAACUUUACAAAGGAAUAUUGACAGCAGGAAUGUGAAGUCUAUUACCCAAUGACAGAAUAUCAUUCUGAUCCGAUCAAGACAAAAUAAAUUUAA